Molecule: messenger RNA, 1089 nt
Organism: Serendipita indica DSM 11827
Lineage: Eukaryota; Fungi; Basidiomycota; Agaricomycetes; Sebacinales; Serendipitaceae
Source: the annotation of a GenBank genome assembly
AUGCCAGAGAAAGCUGAAGCAACACAAAAGGCUGAGCCACCCGCCGCGCAAAAGCACCAGCCGCUCUCCUUGCUCAAUAAGGACUCUUUGACGAGCUUUGUCGGCGGUGGGAUUGCCGGAGCAGCGUCGAGGACGGUCGUCAGUCCACUAGAGCGAUUGAAAAUUAUCCAACAAGUGCAGAGUGCUUCUGGAAAUGCUGGGAGGUAUCAAGGAGUCUGGAAAUCGCUCGUGCGCAUGUGGAAAGAGGAAGGAUUUAAAGGUUAUAUGCGAGGAAAUGGCGUAAACUGCUUGAGAAUUGUUCCGUAUUCGGCCGUUCAAUUCACAACAUACGAGCAGAUGAAGAAGAUUGUCACUCAUAAUGGUUUCGAGCUCAACACUUUGACUCGACUUGGAUGUGGAGCUAUAGCUGGUAUCGUUUCUGUUACUGUCACUUACCCGCUCGAUCUCGUACGAGCACGUCUGUCGGUCGCCUCUGCCACUUUUGCCCGACUCAACGACAAAUCCUUACAAUCUGCCACCACGACAUCAUCUACAUCUACAUUACACUCUUCUUCCGCGAUAAAGUCGCUCCAUACGUCUGCCACAGCGCGGGCAGCAGCCGCCUCGUCCAUGGCUGCGUCCGCUGCAGCCCAAGUCGAAGUCCCUGGCGUAUGGUCCAUGAUUCAAAAGGUCAUGCGAGAAGAGGGUGGUGUACGGGCACUCUACCGAGGGUUGGUUCCGACGGCACUUGGCAUCGCUCCGUAUAAUGGGAUCAAUUUUGCCUCGUAUGAGCUACUAAAGGACGUGAUCUGUCCACCCGACAAGCAAACGACGCCACGUCGAUUGAUCACGGGUGCACUGGCAGGAACCAUUUCACAGACGUUGACAUACCCGCUCGAUGUGCUUCGACGGAAGAGUCAGAUGGCUAGUGCAAAGGGGUUCAGCCAGUAUAACGGGGCGAUAGACGCCGCAAGACAUACCCUUCGUAGCGAAGGCAUUCGCGGCAUGUAUCGUGGCAUGUGGCCCAAUCUUAUUAAAGUCGCACCGGCUAUGGCCACAUCUUUUUACGUAUACGAAACCGUCAAACGACAGCUCAAGCUGUAUCUAUAG